Molecule: messenger RNA, 831 nt
Organism: Vigna angularis (adzuki bean)
Lineage: Eukaryota; Viridiplantae; Streptophyta; Magnoliopsida; Fabales; Fabaceae
Exons: 1
Coding region: 1-831 (276 amino acids)
Biological process (GO): meristem maintenance; meristem development
Source: RefSeq, a predicted model, not a curated record
AUGGAUGAAUCAUUGUCGAGCAUCAUGGAGGUGAGGGAAGAUUUCAUGGUUUCACCAGAUGGUGACAGUAAACCAACUUUGAGAUCUGCCUAUUUUCAGAAACCCCUUGCAAAGUCCCUUGAAGGAUCAAUUUCUGAGGUCCUUUCAACUUCUAUGAAUAUGCCACUGCCACCUGUUUUUGAACCAAAGAAGUGGCCUUUGAUUGUCCAUUUCAGCUGGUGGCGCUCCAGAAAACGGAAAUGGGUUGAAUGGGUGGAUGCCCUUCGAGACAGGUAUGAAUCAGUGUGGAAGAAAGUUGGUAUCUUUGAAGCCAUCAUGAGUACCAAGUGUUCCCUGGUGAAAGAUCGGAACUUGUGUAUUGGGGUUGCUGAGAAGUGGUGUCCUCAGACAAAUACCAUUUUAUUUCCAUGGGGUGAGGCAACAAUCACCUUGGAGGAUGUUAUGGUGUUGGGGGGUUACCCUGUUGUUGGUGAUCCUAUCUUCACCACACUUCAAAGCCAGGAAAUGAUAGAAGUGCAGGAAAAACUGAUUCUUGCAAGAAAGGAACCUUGGAAGAGGAAUAAAGGUAACGUUUCCUUAUCAGCAUGGAUGGAUAUUUUUCGCAAUAGUGGUAGUGAAAUAGAGCAUGAAGCAUUCCUAGCAACUUGGUUGACAAUGGUUGGUUUUUCCCCCAAUGACUGUGUUAAUCAACUUGUUUUCCCUAUUGCCAUUCAUCUUGCUAGAGGGAACCCCAUUGCUUUGGGACCAACAGUUUUGGCCAGCAUAUAUCAGGAUUUGUCUUUGUUAAAGGAAACAGUAGUUGACUUGACAAAAAAAACUAGUACUUGGUGA